Anolis sagrei ordinatus is the source of this 6057-nucleotide messenger RNA. It is a transcript of the gene RAP1GAP2, whose product is annotated as RAP1 GTPase activating protein 2. Gene Ontology annotation, cellular component: plasma membrane; cytoplasm. Gene Ontology annotation, molecular function: GTPase activator activity. Gene Ontology annotation, biological process: activation of GTPase activity; regulation of small GTPase mediated signal transduction. The record is from RefSeq and is a predicted model, not a curated record. NCBI's taxonomy places the organism in Eukaryota, Metazoa, Chordata, Lepidosauria, Squamata, Anolidae.
UAGAGCGCUUCUAAUCCCAAAGAGCAAUCAGCAAAUGACAUCCCGCAAGGAGCGAGGAAACAGCGGCGUGUGUUUUAUAAAAAGCUCUUUGGUGCAGCUGCUGAGGCUGACAAUCGCUCGGCUGAGAGCAAUCUGCCGAGGAACCCGUCUCCCUCGAAAACAAAAACGUUGAGUGAAGAAUGCACAAAAAGGUUAUGACCUAUGACCAACCUAUCGUACCCACCUUACGGGAAGCUUUGGGCUUUUCGGCUCACGGCAUGUCACAUCACUGAAGCGUCAACCUGUUUACCCAUGAAUUUUGAAGGUGAUCUUCCAUCGAGCCAAAAAGUGACAACUUGCCGUGAAAGGACUCUGGGGACCAAACUGCAAGACUCCAAGGAUUGAGCCGCAGAACUUCAGGGACUCCAUCGCUCUGGCUUGGAAACGUAUCCAGGAUGACCUGCUUUCAAGGCAACCUCUCCAUCCACCUGCCUUGAUGGAGCGUGGCUUUGCCAAACGACAAAAAGGCACACCGACCGGCGUCUCUUCAUCUCUGGCUCGUCUUCUAUAGUGUGCGAAAGAGGCUGAUGGCUAUGCACUGCCUCCGGUGACAGAUUGUCCGCAUGUGCAGUGGCUGGCACAUCCGAAAGUGAUUUAAUUGACUCGGGGGGGGAUGCCAGUCCUUAUCGGCAGCUGAGCAAACCCUGGCUGAGAACAAGACUCCGGAGAGGAAAAGGGCAGGGAAGCUCCAGGUGACUUGAAGGUCAUCCAAGUGGGAACAGUCACCUGAUUCGGGGACAGGCUUACCUAUGCGACUGGCCUAACCACCAGGCAGAAGAGAGAAGGGAAGAGGGAGGGGAAGAAUGAGCCUGUGAUAAGCGAGGCAGGGCUGCACUUUUGCAGAAAGACGCUCUCUUGCCAAACGCUGGCAGGGUUGCCGAAGUGUCGCCUUUGGGAUGUCCCAACCUCCGCCCGGUAGGAUGCACUCCAAGCGAGCGGGGAUCCGAGCAGCGGUGGUGCUCAUUGGCUUGUUGCACAAGCACCGAAAGCAAAAUAAAGAGAAAAGGAAACAAGACUUGUUGACCAACACAGAUGCGACUGCUCCGGAAAGACCGUUGUCACCACCAUUCACGGCUCCACCAAGCAUGAAGUCUGCAGAAUUCUUUGAAAUGCUGGAAAAAAUGCAGGUACCCAAAUCAGAAGAACAAAGAAGUGGAAGCCAGAGAAAUAAGGAUGAUUACAUACCGUAUCCCAGCAUUGAUGAGAUUUUGGAGAAAGGCAGCCCUUAUCCUUUAAUCAUCCUGCCCCAGUUUGGGGGUUACUGGAUCGAAGACCCCGAGAAUCUGAGCACCCCCACCUCCUCCGACAGCAGCGUCUGUGAAGAAGACGAAGAGCCGCUGAGCCCCAGUACUUUUGGGUACAAACUGGAGUGCAAAGGUGAAGCCAGAGCAUACCGGAAACACUUCUUGGGAAAGGAUCAUUUAAAUUUUUACUGCACAGCUAGCAGCCUGGGAAACUUGAUUCUCUCCAUUAAAUGUGAAGAGGCAGACGGGAUUGAAUACCUAAGGAUUAUACUCAGAUCCAAAGUGAAAACCUUACAUGAAAGAAUCCCCUUAGCCGGCCUUAGUAAACUACCGAGUAUUCCACAGAUUGCAAAGGCCUUCUGUGAUGAUGCAACUGGGCUGAAGUUUAAUCCUGUGCUUUAUCCCAAGGCAUCACAAAUGAUUGUAUCCUAUGAUGAGCAUGAAGUCAACAAUACAUUCAAGUUUGGUGUGAUUUAUCAGAAGUUUAGACAGACCCAGGAAGAAGAGCUGUUUGGCAACAACGAGGAAAGUCCGGCAUUCAAAAAUUUCUUGAGUUUAUUGGGAGACACUGUCACGCUCCAGGAUUUCCGAGGCUUCCGAGGCGGCCUGGAUGUCACCCAUGGCCAGACAGGCACGGAGUCUGUGUACACGGUGUUCAGGGACAGAGAGAUUAUGUUCCAUGUCUCCACCAAGCUCCCAUUCACCGAGGGAGACGCACAGCAGCUUCAGAGGAAGAGGCACAUUGGCAACGACAUUGUGGCCAUUAUAUUCCAGGAGGAAAACACUCCCUUUGUUCCUGACAUGAUUGCCUCCAAUUUUCUCCACGCCUACAUUGUUGUCCAGGUUGAAAACCCCGAAAUGGACAAUGCGUCCUACAAAGUAGCUGUCACUGCACGAGAAGAUGUCCCUUCCUUUGGCCCUUCACUGCCAAACCCACCUGUAUUUCAAAAAAAUUCAGAAUUCCGAGAGUUUCUUCUCACCAAGCUGAUCAAUGCGGAAAACGCCUGCUGCAAGUCAGACAAAUUUGCGAAGCUUGAGGAUCGAACGCGGGCGGCUCUCUUGGACAACCUCCACGAUGAACUCCAUGUCCACACGCAACUGAUGCUAGGCUUGGGAUUCGAGGAGGACAAGCUGGAAAACGGAGGCCACGGCGGAUUCUUGGAAUCAUUUAAGAGAGCCAUUCGAGUCCGGAGCCACUCCAUGGAAACCAUGGUUGGAAGCCAGAAGAAACACCAAAGCGGAGGGAUCCCGGGAAGCUUGAGCGGAGGGAUUGCUCACAACAGUGCCGAAAUUACAAAGACCACCUUCUCUCCUCCAGUUUCAGUGGCAACAGCCAAAAAUCAAUCAAGGAGUCCCAUAAAGCGGCGGUCAGGAUUGUUUCCCCGUUUGCACACUGGGUCCGAAAGCCAGUCAGAACCCCGGGCCCGAUGUGACAGCGGCUCAGGCACACCAAAGACCCCGGACGGAGGACAUUCCUCCCAAGAGAUGAAGUCAGAAGCUUCCUCAAACCCAAGCUCUCCAGAGAUCUGUCCCAACAAAGAGAGGCCGUUCAUUAAACUCAAAGAGAACGGAAGGGCAAAUAUCUCCCGCUCCUCUUCUAGCACCAGCAGCUUCAGCAGCACAGCCGGAGAGAGUGAAAACAUGGAAGAAUGCGAAAGUGUGGGCAGCCAACCUUCCACGGCCUCCUCAUAUAAGCAAGACGUCUUUAUCUACAGCCCAUCCCAAAGCAUUGAGAAUCCAGUUCUAGCAUCUGCUUCGACACCAGUGAUCAUGAACAGGAGUCCCACAGAUCUCAAGAGCAGGAAUUCUCCAAGGUCCAAUCUAAAAUUUCGUUUUGAUAAACUUAGCCAUUCAAGUUCUGGGCCAGCACACUAGCUGAAAGGCAAGAUGACGCACCUGCAAAAGGGCAUUUUUGUUCGGAAUUGCUUUGUUAAGAGGAGAAAAUGCUUUCUUAUGACAGCAUCUGUUUACAGCCCCCUAAGGAUGCCAUCCAUGUUCUCCUAGCGUCCAGCUAGAAGCAAAAGUAUGGGCAACUCCUGGAAUUACAGAUGUGUGGGAUGGGUGAAAACCUUUUCCAAACUCUCAUUUGUAAGACUGCCAUUUUCUUGCUGCUCACAGCCUUGUGCAUGGGUCUGUAUCACAUAACACGCACAAAGCUGACAUUUUGUGUCGUCUUUGAGGCUCAAAGGGACCCUGGGACGGUCCGUGGAAUUGUCUCCACUUGACCACGAAGGAACUGUUGACUUCUCUCCUCAACUGGAAGAGAUAUCACUGAGUCCAAGUUGGCUGUAAGAUUCCUCCCAAUUCACGCUCCGUUCGUUUUGGGUCUAAGGACAUGUGUUUUCCAUCCUGUAUACUCGAAUCAGCUUCUUUCUUUGGUAUUUCAACGUUCACUGACCUUCUGUGUGCUCUUAACUGUAGCGUGUUCCUGGAGGAGGUCAUGAAUGCCACUCUAUUGGUGUACCCUUUGACUUGAGAAACCUAUAUUGGUAACAUAAUACUGUGACUAUUAACCAUCUGAGUUAGCUCUAUUAUGGGCUAGUUUUUAAAAUCCCCUUUAGGUCCUGAGAACCUCAACAGAGGUGCCCUUCCAUUUCUCAUUCUGAUGUAUCUCUCCAGACUUGUGAUAAAGGUGACUGUAGAGUUUCCCACAGAGUUCAUGGGCCAUCGGAUGCUAACAUCUGCUCCAGGCAGGAUCUCCAGACUGAGCAUCCCCAGCAAAUAAAACCCCUAUGAAUUCAUACCAAACAUUGGUCAUGUCCUGAAAACUACCCUAGUGUUGAAUUCCAACCUCAAAUUGUUCCAAGUCUGCAUCUUCAAGGAGAAGCAGCUAGAUAGCAUUAAGCUAGGUUGAGGGAAUCCCUUUCCUCUCAUUCCUGAAGGCCUAUUGAUGUGUCUGUUUUCUUUCACUCUACCUUUCCCCUCCCAUCCUAAUUGAUGACGUAGCAUGGAAUCCUACAGGAUACUCUUCUAUUUUGGGAAAUUUCCUUAAGAAUAAGGUUAUGGGCCCAGCACACUUCCACUGCACAACUGUGCUAUUUUGGGGAAUAUCCCUAAGAAUUAGGUUAUGGGCCCAGCACACUUCCGCUGCGCAACUGUGCUAUUUUGGGGGAUUUCCCUAAGAAUUAGGUUAUGGGCCCAGCACACUUCCACUGCACAACCGUGCUAUUUUGGAGGAUUUCCUUAAGAAUUAGGUUAUGGGCCCAGCACACUUCCGCUGCACAACUGUGCUAUUUUGGGGGAUUUACCUAAGAAUAAGGGUAUGGGCCCAGCACACGUCCGCUGUGCAACUGUGCUAUUUUGGGGGAUUUUCCUAAGAAUAAGGUUAUGGGCCCAGCACACUUCCGCUGCACAACUGUGCUAUUUUGGGGAAUUUUCCUAAGAAUAAGGUUAUGUACCCAGCACACUUCCGCUGCGCAACUGUGCUAUUUUGAGGAGUUUACCUAAGAAUAAGGUUAUGGGCCCAGCACACUUCCACUACACAACUGUGCUAUUUUGGGGAAUUUCUUUGAGAAUUAGGUUAUGGGCCCAGCACACUUCUGCUGCGCAACUGUGCUAUUUUGGGGGAUUUCCGUAAGGAUUGGGUUAUGGGCCCAGCACACUUCUGCUGCACAACUGUGCUAUUUUGGGGAAUUCCUCUAACACCUGGAAUGCCUACAAGUUGGAUAGGUGAGUGGUAGUUUUUCUGGACAGCAUGAAGGGCUUUGAAAUGUUGUGUGUAUAUACUAAGUAGUCAGUGGUGGAGUUCUCAUCUUAUUUAACUUCCUUCUCAAACUCUAUAGCCUUAAUGGCUCUCACAAGGUAUAUCCAUGAGCUGCUCACAUGUCUCUUAUUUCCUUCAAAGCAAGGAUGUGACAAUCUCAUUCCAGAUUACCCUAUGCACUCGUGUAUAAGUCUAGAAAUUUCAGUCCAAAAACCAACCCCCUGAAACUGGGUCAACUUAUCUAUGGAUCAAUGUGGCUACUGUACCUCAACUCUGGUCAGAAAAGGAACUAUUCUCUUCUCUGAGUGACAAAAUAUAAGAGCUUAGUCCCUCCAAGGAGAACCUAAAAGAAGCAUUGACCAUCUCUACUUCCUCUAUGGCUCCAAUUUUGGCCAUUGUGAAUGUCUAAGUGGCAGUCCCCCUGAAAUGGCAUUGGCACAUAUCCCUCUCAAUUGAACGACUAAUCCAUAGAUCACAUUAAAAUCCCCAAAACAGCCCUUGACUUAUACAUCAUGUUGAUUUAUACACGAGUACAUACAGUAAACUUAUUUCUAUUGGAGUUUGUAAUAGGUUUAUUGUGUUCUUGAAUUACUAUUUUUUAUUUUGUGGAACAGAAGGAAAAGUGAAGCAUGGAUUUUUCCUUGUUUUAGGUCUUCACAAAAAUAGCAUGAUAUUAACAAGUAUAUCCUAUGAAGGAAAACACGGAAUUUUGAAGGAAGCAAAAGGUGAUUUUGCACAAAACCUUGUUUAUUUCAACCAUGUAGGAAAACCCUCCCAUUGGUCAUGCUCCUAAUGUAAAAUAAACAAAGAUAAUAAAAUAGGGACUUGUGUAUAAAAGUCUUUAAAAAAAGUCUGACAAACAGAAAUAUGUUUAUUUUUUGUGUAUUGGAAACCAAUGCUUUGUAGCCAAUUGCUGAUGUACGUUGUAAAUAAUGUAUAUUUAAUUUAUUGCGAUAGUAGAAUCUUGUAUUUGUUAUUGUAAAAAAAUUCUAAAGAGGGGGUCAGAAAUGUAUAUUUUGUUGCUUAAAUGUGUCUUUGCAAAAUUCACAAUUGAAAAAAAUAUUUUGUGUC